Messenger RNA from Rubroshorea leprosula, 922 nucleotides. The record is from the annotation of a GenBank genome assembly. NCBI's taxonomy places the organism in Eukaryota, Viridiplantae, Streptophyta, Magnoliopsida, Malvales, Dipterocarpaceae.
ACUACCACCCUAAUAUAAUUUUGUGCGUCGCCGCGCUCUGAAUCAAUAGUCAGAACACCGCUCGGUUCCUCAGAAGGCUCACUGAUUCAGUGAGAUCGAGCUCCGGAAGAAGCAUAGCUGUCUCACCGACAGCCAAAGCUCCUCUCUUUCUCUGGUUGCUUCUGCUUUGCUUGUUUCUGAUUGCCCUAAAAGAUGCUCCCACUUUCUCUACUAAAAACUGCACAGGGCCAUCCUAUGUUGGUGGAACUGAAAAAUGGGGAGACUUACAAUGGACAUUUGGUUAACUGUGAUACUUGGAUGAACAUCCAUCUUCGCGAAGUUAUCUGUACGUCCAAGGAUGGAGACAGAUUUUGGCGAAUGCCUGAGUGCUACAUCCGUGGUAAUACAAUUAAGUAUCUUCGGGUUCCUGAUGAGGUAAUUGAUAAAGUUCAGGAAGAAACCAAGAGCCGUGCAGAUAGAAAGCCUCCUGGGGUAGGACGUGGCAGAGGUAGAGGGGGCAGAGAAGAAGGUCCUGGUGGAAGACAAGCAAAAGGUGUUGGGCGAGGGCUAGAUGAUGGAGGUGCUAAGGGUGCAGGCCGAGGUAGGGGUGGCCCAGGUGGAAAGCCUAGUGGAAACAGAGGUGGAGGUCGUGGCCGAGGAUGAUGUAGUUGGGCAAAAUUGCUAAGUAUUCCAAGUAUUUUUCGAGGCACUUUUCUCCCAAUUAAAGUGUGAGCUCUAUUUAGAAUUUGGUUAGUUGUGUUGAAGUGUUGGUUUCAGUGCUGAUUUGUGGGUGAUAUACAGAACAAAGUUUGUAGUAAGGUUUCUCAUUUUUCCAACUUAUGCUGCUUUAUGUAUUCCAAGGUUGUAGAUCCUUAAACAAAUAUCAAACCACCUUAUGAAUUUAAAGUUAAAAAGGUAAAAAUUCUCCAGCACUCACUUUGCA